This is a messenger RNA of Pestalotiopsis fici W106-1, 1509 nucleotides long. RefSeq lists its product as uncharacterized. Gene Ontology annotation, molecular function: FAD binding. The record is from RefSeq and is a predicted model, not a curated record. Lineage: Eukaryota; Fungi; Ascomycota; Sordariomycetes; Amphisphaeriales; Sporocadaceae. The coding region runs from base 1 to 1509 and encodes 502 amino acids. The transcript is spliced from 2 exons.
AUGGCUCCCUCACUCUUUUCACUUCUGGCACCGGCUUUGCUCAUUGCGCAGCAGACCCUGGCUGCGCCAUCUGCUUCUACCACACAGGCCUGCAAAGACAUUGAUGCUAUACUCCCCGACCGUCUCUCCUGGCCGCUGGAACUGGCAUACAUCAACGAGACGCAGGAGUACUGGUCCACCGCCCUCCGGGAUCUUCAACCUGCCUGUGUUGUCCAUCCGACAGACGUGGACGAGGUCGCUUCCAUUGUCCAGAUUCUCAAUAAAUAUCCCGAUGUAGAGUUCGCAGCCAAGAGUGGAGGGCACGACCCCAACCCAGGCCAUGGGAGUAUCCAGGACGGCAUUCUGAUUGCUCUGAGGUACAUCACGGGCGUCACCUAUGAUGCCGACACGAACCUGGCCUAUGUCAAGCCCGGUGGCACCUGGAACGAUGUCAUCGGCGGCCUUGCGCCCUACAACGUGACCGUGGUCGGUGGUCGUCUCGGCAUUGUCGGCGUAGGAGGAUAUCUUCUCCAAGGUGGAAUCUCCUUCCUCAGCGCACAGUAUGGCCUCGCUGCCGAUAGUAUCAUCGGCUGGGAGAUUGUCUUGCCGAACGGCACCAUUGCCAACAUCGACGCCAGCACUCAACCCGAUCUUGCCGUUGCCCUGAGAGGAAGUGGAAGCCAGUUUGGUAUCGUCACAAAGUUUACCAUCGAAGCCCACCCAAUCAGCCAGGUCUGGGGAGGUUUGAGAGCCUAUACCGACGACCACCGCGACGAACUCUACGCCGCUCUCCACAACUUUGUGCCCAACAACGCCAAUGAUCAGAAGGCAGCCAUCAUCUUUACAGACAUCCUAGCCAUCGAUGUUGUUCCUUUGAUCCUUGUCUACUAUUUCUACGACGGCGAAACUCCACCAACUGAUGGUCCAUUGGCGGAAUUCCUAGCAAUCGAUGCGCUCAUUGAUGAGACGGGAACAAAGUCCUAUGCAGACCUCUUGGAGACCAAUGGCGAUCCGGCAUCGUUUUUCGUCGCGCGAUUUUCAUUCCGAGAAUUCACCAUUCCCUACGUUCCCAACUACCCCGGUAUUUACCAGGAGAUCCACGACUACUGGACCUCGGCCGUGACGGGCGCGCUCGCCCUGACAGAGCAGUGCAGCAUCGACUACCAGCCCGUCCCGUCCAUAAUUGGACAGCACAGCGAGGAGCGCGGCGGCAACGCCAUUGGCUUCUCGUCGUCGGACCCGGACCGGCUGUUCCUCGAAAUGGAGUGCGCCUGGGCCUUUGGCAUCAAUGACGCGACCGUCUACAGCAUCACGCAAGACGUGACGGCCUGGCUCGAGACCAAGAUACCCGAGUGGAACGCUCUGGCCGGCCUCGACGCCGAUGCGUAUCUGCCGUACUUUAUGAAUGAUGCCACGGGUGACCAGAAUGUCACGGGCUCCUACAAGGCGUACGACGACCUCAAGGCCCUGCAGCGCGAGGUUGAUGUCGAUGGUCUGUUCAAUGCCAGGGCUGGUGGAUUCAAGUACUAG